AUGUCAUCAACAAAGCCCAAGGCCCCAAAACCACACAUCACCGAACUCCCAGUAACAUGGAAAAACUGGUACCAACACAUCAACUGGCUCAACUGCACCUUCGUCCUGUUCUUCCCGCUAGCCGGAUGUAUCACCGCAGUCUGGACGCCGCUGCAUCUCUACACUGCCCUCUUCGCUGUUGUUUACUACUUUAAUGCCGGGUUAGGGAUUACAGCUGGAUACCACCGCCUCUGGGCCCACUGUUGCUACAAAGGCUCCCUCCCACUCCAAAUCUACCUGGCUCUAGCCGGAGCAGCCGCCGGACAAGGUUCAAUCCGAUGGUGGUCGCGCGGCCACCGCGCACACCACCGGUACACAGACACCGAGAAGGACCCGUACUCCGUCCGCAAGGGGUUCUGGUACAGCCACAUCGGAUGGAUCGUGCUGAAGCAGAACUACAAGAAGGUCGGGCGGUCGGAUAGUUCGGAUCUGGAUAGCGACGGGGUCGUGAUCUGGCAGCAUCGGAACUAUAUCAAGUGUGCGCUGGGGAUGGCGUUGAUAUUCCCGACUGUUGUUUGUGGACUGGGUUGGGGUGAUUGGAUGGGCGGGUUUGUGUAUGCCGGGAUUUUGAGGGUGUUUUUCAUUCAGCAGGCGACGAAUUGCGUUAAUAGCCUUGCGCACUGGAUCGGGGAGCAGCCGUUUGAUGAUCGGAAUUCCCCGCGGGAUCAUGUCCUGACGGCCCUUGUGACGCUGGGCGAGGGGUAUCAUAACUUCCACCAUGAGUUUCCGAGCGAUUACCGCAAUGCGAUUGAGUGGUGGCAGUAUGAUCCGACCAAGUGGAUGAUUUGGACGUGGAAGCAGGUUGGGCUGGCGUAUAACCUGAAGGAGUUCCGGGCGAAUGAGAUUGAGAAGGGGAGGUUGCAGCAGCUGCAGAAGAAGGUUGAUGCGAAGAGAGUGACCCUGGAUUGGGGCGUGCCCUUGGAUCAGUUGCCGGUGUUGAGCUGGGACGAGUAUGUGGCUGGGUCUGCGGAGCGGGCGCUUGUUGCGAUUGGGGGGGUUGUGCAUGAUGUGACGGAUUUUGUGAAGGAGCAUCCAGGGGGGAGGACGUUUAUUAAGUCUGGGAUCGGAAAGGAUGCGACGGCUUUUUUCAAUGGGGGUGUUUAUCGACAUUCGAAUGCGGCCCAUAACUUGCUGUCGACGAUGAGGGUUGGGGUGAUACGAGGAGGCUGUGAGGUUGAAAUCUGGAAGGCGCAUCAGUUGAAGGGAGUGGACCGGGCUGGACAGCAAGUGACGAGAAUAGAAAAGGUUGAAUAG
Messenger RNA from Aspergillus puulaauensis, 1293 nucleotides. RefSeq names its product acyl-CoA desaturase. NCBI's taxonomy places the organism in Eukaryota, Fungi, Ascomycota, Eurotiomycetes, Eurotiales, Aspergillaceae. Gene Ontology annotation, biological process: unsaturated fatty acid biosynthetic process. Gene Ontology annotation, cellular component: endoplasmic reticulum membrane. Gene Ontology annotation, molecular function: iron ion binding; heme binding; stearoyl-CoA 9-desaturase activity. The transcript is spliced from 2 exons. Bases 1 to 1293 code for a protein of 430 amino acids. The record is from RefSeq and is a predicted model, not a curated record.